AUGGCUGGCGACAGGCCGGAGCUCCGACUCAUCCGAGCCGGGCUUCGGAGCCUCGCGGACGCUGGGGUUCGGGCGCCCGAGGCCUCGAGGCUUCGCGCACUUCACCUCCACGGCAAUGCGCUCGUCUCGCUUCAGGGCCUGGAUGCCGUUUGCCCGGCGCUGGAGGAGCUCGUGGCCUCAUCCAAUGACCUCCGGAAGCUGCAGGGCCUUGCGGGCUUGCAGCGGCUCAGGCUCCUGGAUGUGUCUUGCAACUGCCUCCGCAGCCUGGAGGGAUUGGAGGGCCUCCGCCACUUGGAGGAGCUCCGAGCUGCCUACAACCAGAUCAGCAGCCUCCAGGCGCUGUUGCCCUUGCGAGGAGCCGGAUCGCAGGUUCGAUUUUUGGACCUCCGGGACAACGCCAUCGAGCAUUUGGGUGAGCUCCUCUUUCUGGGCGGCCUCCACAACUUGCAGGACCUGCGCCUCCAAAGCGCCGGAGGACGGCGGGCAAAUCCUGUCUGUCGCCUGCCAGGUUAUCGGUCCCAGGUCCUUCGCGCCGCCCCGGACUUGCAGCUGCUGGACGAAGAGGCUCCGGGUGCCGAGGAGAGGUUUGCAGAUCUUGAACGGGCAGUGUUGCCAGAGACUUGGCCUCCAGCCCGAGCCGGGGACACCGAGGUACCAACUGUUCAGAAACCCGGCGAUGGCCCCUUGGAGGAGUCGGAGGAGGCCACACAGGCGAAUCUCGCACGACUCCGAGUCGCGGUGUUGCAGAAGCAGCAGGCAGCUGCGGAGGCCCGAUCGCGCAGGCAGGCGAGUGAGGAGAGCUUGGCCGCCCUCCUCGCAGAUGCCGUGCCCAACGCUCCAAAGAUAGGCCGGCAGCUCCAGCAGGAGCUGCGCAUCGUUGCAGGGGAAGCCAAACGACGACAGGCCAUGAACGCAGAGCUUAAAACCAAGCUCAGCGAAACCCUGCGCGGCAUGCAGCAGCUGGAGGCCUCCGCCCGUCAAGCGGAAGAGGAGGUCUACACGGCUCGGCGUGCGUGCCAACGAGUGCGGGAGCGGCGUUUCAAGGCCGCAGCGGAGGCAGAAAGCUUUGCCUCUGCUGUGCAGUCGGCAGUUCGACGCCGGGAGGAAGAGGGAGCAGAGCUUGCGCAGGAGAGGGAGAUGGCCGAGAGGCUGCUCGUGGAGCUUACGGAAAAGACGGAGGCCUUGGCUGCGGAUUCCGCGGAGCUCCGCAUGCGCUCCGCCGCCGCCGCAGGGCGGCAGGUGGAAUUCUGGCGACAAGAAGAGGAGAUGAGUGUUUUGGCCGACCAGGCAGAGGAGGUGCGGCAGGAGCUCUCCAGCCGAGAGAACGGUACUGAAGAGUGGCGCGCCAGAUGCCGGGAAGAGGGAGAAGAGGCAGAUGUUCUCCGGCACUUGCGGCAGGAGGCUGCCGCAAACUCGACAUCAAGACUCGAGAGAGAGGAAGAGCUCGUCGAACAUCAUCGCACAUCCAUCCGCACCGCAGAGACCGCUGCACAGAGUCAGAAGGGACGAGUAGCAGAAAUGAGGCAGCGGCUGGAGUCCGACAUUGCGGCGCAGAAUGAGGAGCUGGAGGCCCUCGCUCGCCAGAGCAAGGCCCGCCGGUCGGAAGAGGCCGCCUCGGCAGCUUCCGCCGAACAGCACUUCGCGACCCGUCGUCGGGCCCUUGCCAACGAGACGCGGGCGCUGCAGGAUUCCUUCAACGCUGCCCUGGCGGCUGCCGAAUCGGAGGAGAAAGCUCUUCGCUGUCAGCGGCAGCGAGCAGAGGCUUGCCAUGCAGAUGAGUCCUCGCUUCAUGCGGCCUUGGCAUCGGAGCUCGUCUUGGCUCGACAAAGCCAGGGGGCGCUCAGGGAGGCCGAGGAGGAGUUGAGCUGCAAGCGUGCGGAAGUCAACCUUGUAGAGGCACGACAGCUGGGCCUGCGGCGACAGCAGGCCGUCGCCGAGGCAGAGCUGCAAGAGCAGUACGUGGAGCCCUCCUUGCUUGAGGCCGUGGAGUCUCAAUUCGCUUCCCUCACCCAGCAGCGCAGCGAGUUGCAGGCUUCUGUCGCGAGGAACCGCGAAGAGGAGAGUCGCGCGGAGGAAGCCUUGGCCAGUGCUCAGAGCCCUGGAAGGCUGCAAGAAGAGCUGCUUCAGGAGCAGGCCCGGAUGGAAGCCCUCCAAGCUGAGUUCCACGAUGCCGACCAACAGAUGGACCUGCUGAGCAGUGCACUGCAGGAGCUGCAGGAAGAGGCCACUACUCGCGACACCGCCCGAGCCAAGCGUCAGAGCGAUUGGCGCAAGGCUGAGGCUCAGGUGCUUGGGCGUCUGGCAGAUGCCAGCUCUCAGGAGGAAGCCGCUCAAGAAAUGGCCGGUGCGCUGAUGGAGGAGCUGGACACACUGAACCAGGAGUCGUCGCAGUUCGACGAAGACUUCCUCUGGCUCGAAGGUCGAGUCGAUGAGGCACGCGAGCAGUGGUCCCUCGCAGAUGAAGCAGAGGCUGCCGAGCUGGCCGCCGUGGAGACACGCAGCAUGCGCAGUGCUGAGGAGAUGGAGCACCAGCUCGCCUCCCUGAGUCGGGCCUUGGCUCGUGAGCUGCAGAAGCGCGGAGAGGUCAACCGCAAGGUGCAGCUCGAGAUCCAGCAUGACCAGGAGCUGCUGGAAGGCUACCAGCGAGAAGAGGCGGCCGUGCAGGAAGUCUGGAAUGCCGAGCGCCAAGGCCUUGCCGAGGAAGCUGCCGCAAUGGCUUCUGAGCUUCAAAGGCUUGCUUCGGGCCUCGCAUGA
Messenger RNA from Symbiodinium sp. CCMP2592, 2754 nucleotides. The record is from the annotation of a GenBank genome assembly. NCBI's taxonomy places the organism in Eukaryota, Dinophyceae, Suessiales, Symbiodiniaceae.